UCAUACAACAUCAACAAUGACAUCAUGCUGAUCAAGCUGAGCAAACCCACCACCCUCAACACCUACGUGCAGCCUGUUGCUCUGCCCACCAGCUGUGCCCCUGCUGGCACCAUGUGUACUGUCUCUGGAUGGGGAAACACCAGGCCCGCCGAUAGCAACAAUCUGCAGUGCCUGAACCUUCCCAUCCUGUCUUUCAAUGACUGUAACAACUCCUACUCUGGCGCUGUGUUCUGUGCUGGAUACAUGGAGGGAGGCAAGGACUCUUGCCAGGGUGACUCUUGUGGCCCCAUGGUGUGCAACAGUGAGCUGCAGGGUGUUGUGUCCUGGGGUUAUGGCUGUGCCGAGUCCGGUAACCCUGGUGUCUAUGCCAAGGUGUGCAUCUUCAACGACUGGUUGACCAGCAACAUGGCCAACUAA
Molecule: messenger RNA, 417 nt
Organism: Oncorhynchus nerka (sockeye salmon)
Lineage: Eukaryota; Metazoa; Chordata; Actinopteri; Salmoniformes; Salmonidae
Product: trypsin-1-like
Exons: 4
Coding region: 25-417 (130 amino acids)
Biological process (GO): proteolysis
Molecular function (GO): serine-type endopeptidase activity
Source: RefSeq, a predicted model, not a curated record